Messenger RNA from Perognathus longimembris pacificus (Pacific pocket mouse), 1567 nucleotides. It is a transcript of the gene Serinc4, whose product is annotated as serine incorporator 4. Gene Ontology annotation, cellular component: membrane. Bases 47 to 1567 code for a protein of 506 amino acids. Lineage: Eukaryota; Metazoa; Chordata; Mammalia; Rodentia; Heteromyidae. The record is from RefSeq and is a predicted model, not a curated record. The transcript has 12 exons.
CAGCUACAUCUCGUCUGGUGGACCUGGGCCUCUUCCUGAGACAAAGAUGGUGGUGGAUGCAAAGGCAGCCACAGACCCUAGCAGCUCCCAGGCCCCGGCACAGCAGCCGCGCAGUGAAGUCAGCAAUGUCAUAGUGAAAACACCCUGGUAUCAGAUGUCCUGCUGUGGGCCUGCUCCUUGUACCAGCUGCUGCCGCCUGAGGAGGCCCUCUGUCACCACGUCUACUUUUAGCCGCCUGCUCUACACCCUCAUCCAUAUGGGGGCCUCAGCGGUCUGCUGCCUCCUGCUGUCAAGGACAGUGGUGGAAAAAGUCUGGGGCAAGAUCAAGAUGCCCUCGACAUUCUGUGCCCACCUGUUUGGCCACUCUGACUGUCCAGUGCUCAGUGGCUCUGGGGCUGUGUACCGGCUAUGUGCAGGAACUGCUACCUUCCACCUGGUGCAAGCUGUCCUGCUGAUCCACCUCCACUCCCCCACCAGCCUACGGGCACAGCUGCACAACAGCUUUUGGCUCCUCAAGCUGCUGUUCCUGUUAGGCCUCUGUGCUGUUGCCUUCUGCAUCCCAGAUGAGCUUCUCUUUCCAGCCUGGCACUACAUUGGCAUCUGUGGAGGCUUCACAUUCAUCCUACUGCAGUUGGUGCUUAUCACAGCCUUUGCCCACUCCUGGAACAAGAACUGGCAGACAGGUGCAGCCCAAGACUGCAGCUGGUUCCUAGCUGUGUUGCUGGCUACCACAGGAUUCUACAGCUUGGCAGUUGUAGGAACUGUGCUCUUGUUUCACCACUACACACACCCCACGGGCUGCCUGCUCAACAAGAUGCUGCUUAUUCUCAACAUUUGCUUCUGUGGCCUCCUGUCCUUCCUCUCCAUCACUCCUUGCAUCCGCCUCAAGCAACCCCGUUCUGGCCUUCUACAAGCCUCAAUCAUCAGCUGCUAUAUCAUGUACCUGACUUUCUCUGCAUUGUCCAGCCGUCCUCCAGAGAGAGUAAUCCUUCAGGGACAGAAUCAUACUCUGUGCCUGCCUGGCCUGAGUAAAAUGCAACCCCAAGUACCAGAUACCUCAGUAGCUGCGUUAAGUGCUGCCAUCAUGUAUGCCUGUGUGCUUUUUGCUUGCAAUGAGGCUUCAUACCUGGCUGAGAUAUUUGGGCCCUUGUGGAUAAUCAAGGUUUACAACUAUGAGUUCCAGAAGCCCUCACUCUGUUUCUGUUGCCCAGAAUCAAUUGAGCCAGAGAAUGGGCAAAGGGGUGGGCCAGCUGACCAAGACCACCACCUUCCAGCAACUCCAGUACAAGCCCAGCAUCUUCCCUACAGCUACUCUGCCUUCCACUUCGUCUUUUUCCUUGCUUCGCUCUAUGUUAUGGUUACUCUUACCAACUGGUUCAGCUAUGAAGGAGCAGAACUGGAGACCUUCACCAAGGGUAGCUGGGCCACCUUCUGGGUCAAGGUUGUCUCAUGUUGGGCCUGUGUACUUCUCUACCUGGGGUUGCUACUGGCACCAAUCUGUUGGUCCCCUGCCCAGAAUCCUCAGCACCCUCUUAUCUUCAAGCACCGCAUCAGUAUUGCUGGGUAA